Messenger RNA from Maylandia zebra (zebra mbuna), 1999 nucleotides. RefSeq names its product solute carrier family 7 member 6 opposite strand (gene slc7a6os). Lineage: Eukaryota; Metazoa; Chordata; Actinopteri; Cichliformes; Cichlidae. The record is from RefSeq and is a predicted model, not a curated record. Gene Ontology annotation, biological process: developmental process.
UACAUUGGAAACUCGUGACAGCAGUUUAGUUAAUUUAACUAUAUAAUAAUACGAGGAAACGUAUCAAGUAAACUACAUCAAAGAAAUUAUUAUAGUUUUACGAGUUUCUUCACAUUCGUAGUCACCGGAAAUAAAAAAGGAUUGCGCUCUCUCGUGUUUCCUUUCUUUCCAACUGCCAGACACACUAAAGAGAGACGGAGACAACAUGGAUCCAAAUACUACGAUUCUCCGAGUGAAAAGAAAAAGGGGAACCGACCCCGCAGAUGCUUUGCUGCUGGCAUGCAAACGUAUCCGUCCCGAAACGUCCCAGAGCUCAGGCGAAACGGUACCUGAGCCCAACGAAGCCGAAGUGGAAAACUCUGUCUUCAAACUCGUGGCGACCGUAGCAACACAGGAAGCUCCCGUUCAGACGCAGGUUCGACAGGCUUUGGCUCGGCCUCGCACGGCGCAUGCACUGCGUCCCUCUGCUGCCAGCUCACAGCGGAUACUUGGUGAUUUACGCAGCACAAAGUGGAGUACUCGGAGAGAGGAACGCUACAGAAUACUCUCAAGCCACCGUGCUGGUCUGUCAGCCCCAGCAGAGCAACAGACACCACAGAUGGGUGCUUCUGAGUGUGUAGAGGAAACGGGGAAAGAGACGGACAAAUGCUGGGGGCUGGGUGAAAUCCAGGUGGUGGAUCUGAUCCAUGAGGAUGGAGAGGACCAGGAUAAACCUUCAGGCAAGAUACUGUCCUCAGAACCAGAUGAGAUUCUCUGUAACAACACCAAGAUGCUGCGGGAGCGUCUGAGCAUAUCUGGAGAUAGACUGGGGGAAGAGCACCGAGAGCAGGACGAUGGCUACGUCUAUGAUCUUUACUACCAGGAAACGGUCACCCCAGGGUGGAUCCAGGACAUCCUGUCUGUCAGAGCCUAUGCUGAUGAGGGAGAACUGGUUCCUGACCUUGUGGUUCAUGAAGAGGAAGUGUAUGAAGAUGAGGAUGAUGAGAACGAGGAAGGCAACUGGAGGAAUGACUACCCUGAUGAGGAGAGCAAUACAGACAGUGACAGAGAGGAGCGCUAUGGUGGAUACUGGGAGGAGGAACACUCCUACAGCAGGAGGAGCUGGCAGCGCUACCAGAGGGAAGUGAUGCAUGAGCUGGGCUGCCGUGGUGACGACGACGACAACGGCGAUGAUGACGAUGGAGACAAAUAUGAUUCCGAUUGAUCUGCUCUUCACCCCACUUGUAGUGGAUCUUUCCAGUUACCUUUCCACAAGUAACCCUUUACUCUGUGCAACAUCUGUGUAGCAGAGACUGAAAAGGUUAUAAAGAAAUCACUUUUCACAGUGUAGCAGUUUAUGUGUAGCACUCAACAAAUGGGCAACCUUUCUGGAAAACACCGGGAAACAAUACCUUGGUUAAAAACGUGCCAAAAGUAUUUUGUCACAGUUAUGAAGUUCAGUGGCCACUAACUGAUCAGAUCAUUUUCCUACACAGAUGGUGAUGGAGUAGGUGAGUUAUUUGCAGAAGGGUCCCGUGUGUCCUUUUUGGUUUUUUUUAAACUGUGGUGGAGUGAAUUCAUGUGUGGAUGUUUGUUCAAAGUGGAUGUGUGUUAGAAAAUGUUGCACAUUAGUGUGGUAUGCCUCGUAUGCUUUGUGCUCUUAUCCUUCUGUUAGUGAGACGUCUCGGGCCGCGCGUGGUUGCAGUUUAGGGUGUUUGCAUUUUGUGCAUGGUAGUGCGUGAACGUAUAACUGUGUUAGAUUUUUUUUUUUUUGCAUAAUGUGAAAGCGUGGUGCAUCAAUUCUGUUGUGGGUGUGCGAGUUGGGUUCAGAAAAUCUCCUCUGGAGUUUAAAUUGUUUCUCUUGGAUGCCUGUUCUGUUAAGGUUUUUGUAAAUAUGUAGAUGUGUAUAAAAGAAAAGCUUUCAAAAUAAACAUGAAACAUCUCAGUGUCAGUUUGUCCUGCAUUCUAAAGAAGAGGUUAAAAUGUAUUACUAUGCCAUAUCAUUGGUUUGUAAAACAUG